Ochotona princeps (American pika) is the source of this 613-nucleotide messenger RNA. RefSeq names its product general transcription factor IIH subunit 5 (gene GTF2H5). Bases 157 to 372 code for a protein of 71 amino acids. Gene Ontology annotation, biological process: transcription by RNA polymerase II; nucleotide-excision repair; nucleotide-excision repair, preincision complex assembly. NCBI's taxonomy places the organism in Eukaryota, Metazoa, Chordata, Mammalia, Lagomorpha, Ochotonidae. Gene Ontology annotation, cellular component: transcription factor TFIIH core complex; transcription factor TFIIH holo complex. The transcript has 3 exons. The record is from RefSeq and is a predicted model, not a curated record.
UCCGGGCGAGCGAGGUUUGUGGAAGACUGCAACAGGCCGCGGGAAGAUUGGGCGGCGGAGGAGGAAGAGCCGGAGGAUAGGAUCAACCUGACGAUUCUGAAUUACCUUUUCGUUAGCUUUCCCGAGAUCACCUGCACCCCUCCUGGCUGGACAAAGAUGGUCAACGUGUUGAAAGGAGUGCUUAUAGAAUGCGACCCUGCCAUGAAGCAGUUCCUGCUGUACUUGGACGAGUCCAACGCCCUAGGGAAGAAGUUCAUCAUCCAGGACAUCGAUGACACUCACGUCUUCGUGAUAGCGGAGCUGGUGAACGUCCUGCAGGAGCGAGUAGGUGAACUCAUGGACCAGAAUGCUUUUUCUCUUACCCAGAAGUGAAGAUGCCACGGCCUGACUGCUUGGGAAUUGCAGGCAGCAGUGUGGAAGACUGACCCCGCCGGGUUCAUGCGUUCCCUGGGACUGAUAGAUGCAGGCACUUGCUGCAGCAAUGACCGUGGGAUCGUUGAUUCGGGAAAAAGCCCUGAACAGAUUGGUUGUGCAUUAGAAUUAACAAAACUCUGACAGUUAUCUGUGCUUGGUUUUUAUUGUCUUUUAUUAAAAUACAAACCUAAGGACAGGA